UCAACUUGAUCAACGUGUAUGCUACAUGUACUUCCUAACUUCUGCUUGGGAGGCAUUCGAUCGAGGCAGCAGCAACUCGCGGCACGUCACGAUGGCUUCCGCCGCUCGCGACCGUGCCGGCGGCGCGGUGUUACUGUGCGGAACUCUGCUGAUGCUUGCCACUGCUCCGACUCCGGGUACAGCCACGGCGCGGCGCGCGUCCGUGAUCAUGGUGAAAUCGUUGCCACGCGAAGACGACGCUCCCGGCGCCGCCGCCGCCGCGAAGGUCGCGAGAGAGACGCCCUCGUCGUUAAAAGGUGGGAUGUUGUAUCCGAGGGACUCCGAGAGUAGAGAGACGAAGGAGCUGUCCGGUAUGUGGAGCUUUCGCACGUCCGGCAGUGACCAGGAUGCCGGAUUCCGUGAACAAUGGUACAGCAAGCCACUGUCCCAGACGGGACCGGUGAUACCCAUGCCGGUGCCGGCCAGCUACAACGACAUCACGCAGGACGCGGCGAUCCGGGAUUACGUCGGAUGGGUGUGGUACGACCGCGAGUUCUUCGCUCCCACCAGGUGGCGCACCGACGAUCUGCGCGUGGUUCUGCGGUUCGGCAGCGCUCACUAUUACACCAUUGUGUGGGUCAACGGCCAGCGGGCGGUCAGCCACGACGGUGGUCACCUUCCGUUCGAGGCCGAUGUCGGGCAUCUGCUGAGCGACGGUCGCCGCGGCAACCGCGUCACGGUCGCCAUCAACAACACGCUGUCACCGUUCACGCUGCCGACGGGCUCGAUCGAGUACAAGAACGACACGAACAUGUACCCACCCGGAUACUUCGUGCAGAAUCUCAACUUUGAUUUCUUCAACUAUGCCGGCAUCCAUCGCACAGUGCUGCUCUACACGACUCCGGCAACGUACAUCGACGACAUCACCGUGGUAACGGACGUGCGGGAUGCUGUCGGUGUGGUGCGAUACAACCUGACACUGGGUGGUAGAGAUCUCAACCCCAGUGCAACCUGCAAAGUUGUCAUCAGAGACAAAGAGGGCACAGCCAUCGCCAAGUCCGCUGGAGUUCAGGGAGAGGUCAAGGUCGCAGACGCCAUUUUAUGGUGGCCAUUCACAAUGCACCCGCAGCCAGGUUACAUGUACACAUUCGAGGCGCGCUGUGCUGCGGGACAGGAGGGCGUGGAGGAUGUAUACAGACUCCCGUUCGGAAUCCGCACCGUCAACGUCACCAAGUCAGAGUUCCUCAUCAACGGGCGACCGUUCUACUUCAUGGGAUUCGGGAAACACGAGGACGCCAACAUUCGUGGCAAGGGGCUCGACUACGCCCUCAUCGCGAAGGACUUCAACCUGAUCAGGUGGCUGGGAGCGAACAGUUUCCGUACGUCGCACUACCCGUACGCCGAGGAGAUCAUGGACCAGGCCGACCGGCAGGGCGUCGUCGUCAUCGACGAGGUGCCGGCUGUAGGGCUUCAUAAGGAGAAUUUCGCCAAGCAGACACUGCAGCACCAUCUGGUGGUGAUCGAAGAACUUAUUCGACGGGACAAGAAUCGUCCGUCCGUCGUCAUGUGGUCUAUCGCCAACGAACCCAGCUCUAACCUGGCGGUGUCUAACGACUACUUCAAGGCCGUGGCGGAGCGAGCGCGGAGCCUGGACGUCUCGCGCCGACCGCUGACCAUAGCUCUGAGUUCGGCCGCAGCGAAGGAUGUUGCUCAUCAGCAUCUCGACGUCGUCAUGGUGAAUCGCUACUUCGGCUGGUACUCGGACCCGGGGCGCGCGCAGCUGAUCGGCCGGCAGCUUCUCGCCUGCAUCGAGGAGUGGAGGAACGUGUCGGGGAAACCUGUGAUGGUGUCCGAGUACGGAGCCGACACCAUCGCCGGGAUGCACAUGGAUCCGCCGUACGUAUUCACGGAGGAAUACCAGGUGCAAUUAAUCGGUGAAUAUCACAAGGCGUUCGACGUUCUUCGCAAGAAAGGAUAUUUCGUGGGCGAGCUCAUCUGGAAUUUUGCUGACUUCAUGACUGCUCAGACGAUCACACGCGUCGUUGGCAACAAGAAGGGCAUACUGACGCGCGACAGGCAGCCGAAGGCGUCUGCUCACGUCAUACGCAGACGCUACCACCAACUCGUCAACAGCAGCCUCGACGACUGCGCCAUCUACUGGUGAUGACAGGAAUUCUUUUCGCGAUCUAUAACUAUACCUGUGGCGUAGUAUAGCUAAGUAUAAUAGCGUAGUAUAAGCGUAAUAUAAGCGUAGUAUAAUAGCUAAGUAUGUAUUAUU
Priapulus caudatus is the source of this 2257-nucleotide messenger RNA. RefSeq names its product beta-glucuronidase-like. Bases 26 to 2143 code for a protein of 705 amino acids. The transcript is spliced from 14 exons. NCBI's taxonomy places the organism in Eukaryota, Metazoa, Priapulida, Priapulimorpha, Priapulimorphida, Priapulidae. Gene Ontology annotation, molecular function: beta-glucuronidase activity; carbohydrate binding. Gene Ontology annotation, biological process: carbohydrate metabolic process; glucuronoside catabolic process. The record is from RefSeq and is a predicted model, not a curated record.